AUGCCCAGGGUGGCGGAGGUGUUCCUGACAUCCGACUACGCGGCUCGUGGCGUGGAUAACAGCAGAGCUUCAUUCUGCCGCUACAUACAACACAAAUCAUGGAGAGCCCGUGGUCAUCGUCAACUGGCACCAAGAUGCCGGCUACUGAAAGAUAAAUUCGCCAAUUCGAUAGCGACAUCUUUACAGCAAUUCUCCAGUCCCCUCGAGCUGUGCUCCUCCUUUAUACGAUUUAUCCUUGACUAUGCACACGAUGAACUAUCGAGUACGUCGGUGGACGUUGCAAUUCUCCGAGAAAUUCUGAGCUUCGUUCAAACCAGCUUGCUUCGGAAUGAGAACAUCAACACCGUUUUGACCUCUACGAAUGGCGACCCCGCCGUGGAUCGCUCGAUCCUGCGCACAUACUUCCAGGCUUGUGCCCUGGCCAACCACCGAUGCACCAUGGGGACCAGUGAGCUCCUGUCCAGCGCACAAAGAGGCGAGGCAAAGCUGUUUGCGCUAUUCAAUGGCCAAGGGGUAGAGAGCUACUUCGAGGAGCUUGUGGAGACUUAUAGCAUCUAUGAAGAACACCUUAUACCCCUUGUGCAUCUGAUGUCCGAGAGGCUCGUCCGCCUGGCUGCGGAUGACCAGUUCAAGGACAUCUUCCUGCAUGGACUUGAUGUCCAAGCCUGGCUCAGCACUCCGGAAACCUGUCCUCCUAUCGAUUACCUCACCACAGCGGCCGUUAGUCUGCCGCUCAUUGCUGUCUCCCAGAUGGUGCAAUAUGCCGUUGCAUGCAUUAACCUGGGUGUUACACCGGGAGAGAUGCGACAAUUCCUGUCUGGGGCAAGCGGCCAUUCCCAGGGAGUUGUCGUAGCCGCCUUCAUUGCGGCUGCUGCAUCGUGGGACGGCUUUUAUACUGCCGCGCGACAGGUGAUUGAGGUGCUCUUUUGGAUCGGUGCCCGUUGUCAACGAACUAUAGGUACCACGAGUCCUACGUCCGGCCUGGAGACAUCGCCCCCGUCGUACAUGCUCAGCAUCCAGGGAAUUUCACAGACUGCGUUGCAGAGACAGAUCGAGCAAAUCAAUGCACAACUCCCCGCACAGCAGGCUGUGCAUCUCGCUCUGGUAAACGGACCACAACAAUUUGUCGUCGCCGGGCUGCAACCAUCUUUGCAGGCACUAGAAAGAAUCCUUCAGCUGCCAAAGAAUGGUUCAUCAUCGGCCAACACUAACCCGUCUCGGAUUCCCUUUCGCCAACGCGCUCCUACAAUAAGCACCCGCUUCUUACCCAUCGGUGCCCCUUUCCAUUCCCCAUACCUAGAGAAGACGGAGAGUUUGCUUCUCCAAGACCUGGCGCCCUUCACUCUCCGCGGUGUUGACUUAGCCUUCCCUGUCUAUCACACGGAAACGGCUGAGAAUCUUCAGAGCAGUGAGAACCUCAUUCCCCAGAUCACACAGAUGAUUUGCACUGGUCGGGUCCAGUGGGAGAUGCUCCAGCAGAAAGUCUUGCCUGGUUUCACCCAUCUCUUGGAUUUUGGACCUGGAGCAGACGCUGGGAUCGGCAGUCUUGUCGGCCAGCAACGCGAGGGCACAGGCCUGCGGACUACGGUUGUCUCAGCUCACCGGGGAACGAAUCCAAUUUUGAGCUACGCGGGUGACUUUUACGCCCGGUAUGCCGCGGUCAAAUACAGCCCUGCCUGGUCCACGGAUUACGCCCCAUCCCUUGUUCGCUUACCCAUCGCCACCGAUCCUCAAAUCCUAGUCGACACCAAGUUCACUCGCCUCAUCGGCCUUCCUCCGGUCAUGGUGGCCGGGAUGACCCCGACCACAACGUCGCCCGACUUUGUAGCGGCAAUACUCAAUGCCGGAUACCACGCCGAGGUAGCUUGUGGCGGUUUCCCCGACGCUGACAAGAUGCGUGAGGGUCUUAUGUCUCUCGCUUCGGCCAUCGCUCCGGGUCGAAAGAUCACCUGCAAUGUGAUCUACGCGAACCCGCGCGCAAUGGCGUGGCAGAUCCCCUUGCUGGCUGAAUUGCGGCGAUCAGGAGUUCCGAUCACAGGAUUGACAAUUGGGGCUGGGGUACCGUCUGCUGAGACUGUGCAAGGCUAUAUCGACGAGCUGGAGUUGGAGCACAUUUCUCUUAAGCCGGGGUCCAAGGGCGCAAUUGAUGCAGUGCUGGAAAUUGCACGUGUUCGUCCUGAUUUCCCAAUUAUCCUUCAAUGGACUGGCGGCCGCGGUGGAGGCCAUCAUUCCUACGAGGAUUUCCAUGAGCCCAUCCUUGACCGGUACGCGCAGAUCCGGGCCUGCUCCAAUGUCAUUUUGGUGGCAGGCAGCGGCUUUGGCGACGGAGAGGGGUCCUACCCUUAUUUGAGUGGCACGUGGUCUGAGACCUUGUUUGGUCGGCCUAGAAUGCCAUUUGAUGCCAUUCUGCUGGGUAGUAGGGUGAUGGCCGCGCAGGAAGCACAGACAAGCAUCGCUGCCAAACAAGCCAUUUGCGAUAUCCCUGGUGUUGGGGACUCGGAGUGGGAAGGCACCUAUAAGAAGCCUACGGGUGGCAUCCUGACCGUUCGCUCCGAGAUGGGAGAACCCAUACACAAGGUGGCCACACGAGGUGUGAAGCUCUGGGCAGAAUUGGACCGGAAUAUCUUCAGCCUCCCCCGCGAGAAACAGAAAGGCGCGCUGCUAGCUCGCAAGGAGUAUUACAUCCGCAGGUUGAACGAAGAUUUCCAGAAAGUGUGGUUCGGACGGGAUGUUACUGGAGCCGUGGUCGACUUGCAAGAGAUGACCUAUGCGGAGGUUUGGCAGCGGAUGGUGGAGUUGCUAUAUCCGUCACAUUUACAGGCGUGGAUUGACCCUUCAUUCCGGACCUUGGUCUUUGACUGGACCCGGCGCAUGGAGGAGAGACUUGGUUCCGGUGCAGUAGCAAAUGGCAAAACGAUCCGAGCUGUCCUCCGAGACUCGUCACAACUCGACCAUCCUGACCAGUUUCAGAAGGAUCUUUUCGCCGUAUAUCCGCAAGCUAAAAAGGAAGUCAUCACUGCAGCCGAUGCCGACUACGUGGUUUUGCUUUCCCGUCGCCGCGGACAGAAGCCUGUGCCCUACAUUGUGGCCUUAGAUGAGGACCUAGAGUACUGGUUCAAGAAGGACUCUCUGUGGCAAUCAGAGCGCCUCGAAGCUGUCUUCGGACAGGAUGUUGGGCGAGUUUGUAUCCUCCAUGGACCCGUGGCUGCACAGUAUACCAGGACACCCAAUGAGCCGGUCCGCAGCAUACUCGAGAGCUUUCAUAAUUACUACAUAACUCUGACACUGCAAGAGCGAUACGCUGGUGAGGUCUCUGAGGUUUCAUUUGCGCAAAAAGCGGAGGAUAUCGAGUCGUUUCCCUUGGUGUGCGAAAGUUUUGCAAUUGAGCAAGGGAGCAACGCCGUCACCUACCGAGCCUCGGAUCUAGAUCGCCAGCCUUCUUGUGAACAGUGGCUGAAAACCCUCAGCCAAGCAACGCUCGCCCCAUGGUGCCGUGCCAUGUUUACAGAGCCGAUAAUUGUCCAGGGUGGAAAGCGGUCCAGUAACCCCCUUCAUCGACUAUUUGCCGCAACGGGCAGAGGGCGAGUCGUCGAAGUGCGGAAUCCGCAAUCGUCAGAGAUGCCGGAAAUCCUCAUCAGGGAGGUAGACUAUCAGAGAACGACGGGGAGAAAAGUACGACCGCACUUGAUCGCAAGUGCCUCUCUUAGAAGAGCUUCCCCCGAGCCUAUUAGCGAUAUUCUUAUGACUCUGAGGGAUUCCGAGUCCGUGCCCUUGGAGUUUCGAUUUCAGUACAAGCCUCAACUCGGGGCUCCCAGCAUUACCGAAGUCAAAAUUGACCGCAACUCACGGAUCAAACAAUACUAUCAGACUAUCUGGAUCGGGAGGAAUCCAUCUACAAAGACGUUACUCUCUCCCUCAGAACAGGUCUUUCGCGGCGAGGCAGUUGUCCUGACGCGAGAGAUGAUCCGACAAUUUGCACAGAGUAUUUGCAAUCACAACUCCAAGUACACAUCGGAUUCUUUGCAACCGCCGUUGUAUGCACCCCUGGACCUGGCUAUAGCGGUCGGAUGGAGACCGCUCAUGAGUUGCCUCUUUCAUCCGCUUGUGUCUGGAGAUCUUCUUCGGCUUUUGCAUUUGAAGAAUUCCUUCGAGUACUGUGAGGGGGUUGAACCAUUGAAGGAAGGGGAUUCUCUGUCUCCAGAGGGUCGACUGACCUCCAUCAAGAUCAAGAAGGGACUAGGAAAGGUCGUGGAAGCAGAGGGUACACUCCACCGAAACAGCAGGCCUGCAAUUCGGGUCAAGAGCACCUUUAUCCUUCUUGGCGAAUACCAAGACUACGAAAGUACGUUUGCGGUAGAAGAAGAGAGGUUUCUCCUCACUAUUUCUUCGCAAAAGGAUAUUGCUCUGCUGAAAUCCCGGGGUUGGCUCUCUUUGAACCAUGGUAUCGAUCUGCUGGACUAUCUCCACAAGACAAUCGAGGUUAAGACCCGGAGCCGAUACACUUUCCAAGACUCGGACAAGUACGCAGACCUGUCCGUGGAGGGACAGGUCAUUUAUCAGCCGGUGACCGGGGAGUCCCAAAUUAUAGGAUCAAUUAACCUCUCCGGUGACACCUACGUGAAAAACCCAGUGACGGACUAUCUGCGCAGACACGGUAGUCAAUCGGGGAACGAUUCUCAGGCACUUCUGCAGCCUCAAUCUCUGCUUGACGAUCUUGAAAUUACCGUUCCGGACUAUGCGGCCCAAUAUGGGCAAGCUUCGGGCGACUGCAAUCCUAUUCAUCUCUCCGAGCUGUUUGCGAGCUACGCCGGACAUGAGACCCGAGUAACCCAUGGAAUGUUCACCAGUGGAUGUAUUCGAGCACUUGUGGAAGCGCAUAUUGCGCAGGGCGAUCCCUCUCGAAUGCGCUCCUGGUCGUGCACUUUUGACGGCAAGGUUUCUCCGGGAGAUAGGCUGGGCAUCAAGGUCGACCACGUAGGCCUGUCGCACGGCAACCUCUUGCUUUCCAUCCAAGUCCACAAUACAUCUUCGGGAGUCAAGGUUCUUUCCGCUCAAGCCACGGUCGAGCAACCUCCAGUAGCCUAUGUUUUCACCGGUCAAGGCAGCCAGCAGCCGGGAAUGGGCAUGGAGCUCGAGAGGCAGAGUGCGAGUGCCCGGAUGGUAUGGCAAACUGCAGACGAAUAUUUCAGCAAAACUUAUGGUGAGGCGGAGAGACCCUCUUAUUCUCGAUUUUCCAUAUCCCAAAUUGUACGGGAUAACCCAAAGACACUGACUGUAUACUUUGGGGGCGCCAAGGGCCGUGCCGUUCGCGCGAACUACACUUCUCUUAAGUUCGACACUGUCGGAGAUGACGGCACGUUAAUUUCCAAGCGCGUCUUUCCUGAGAUCACCACAUCCUCCCGGUCCUAUACGUUCCGCUCCACCAAUGGCCUGCUGCAUCAGACGCAAUUCACACAGCCUGCUCUAGCUUUGAUGGAGAUGGCACGAUUCGAAGACAUGCGGGCGAAGGGGGUUGUGAGAGAAGACAGUCUGUUUGCCGGUCAUUCGCUGGGCGAGUAUGUGGCGUUGGCUGCAAUGGGCAGGAUUUUCUCCAUUGAGGAGGUGUCGGCCCUUGUCUUCUACCGGGGCUUGACGAUGCAGAAUGCGGUCAAACGAGACGCCGAAGGUGCUACCGACUACUCCAUGUGUGCCGUCAACCCGACCCGUGUCUCGCCAAAGUUCAGCGAGGAGAAUCUCCACUGGUGUGUGGCGGAAAUUGCCCGCAUCAGGGGAUCAGGAGGACUGCUUGAGAUAGUGAACUACAACGUUGCUAAUAUGCAAUACGUUUGUGCAGGAGAUCUUCGUUCACUGGCUACUCUCUCAGAGCUCCUGGAUGCACUCGCAUCUGGCGCCUUGCAUCUCACUAAUGUGGACGACGUGAAGGCAUUUAUCCAGAAGACUCUGACACGACUUGAGUCCUCAGUCACGGCAACAAAGAAGCGGAUAGUUUUGCAACGCGGGCGAGCAACAAUUCCUCUGAAUGUCAACGUGCCCUUCCAUAGUAGUCUGCUCCGCCCUGGAGUGGAUUCCUUCCGCUAUCUCCUCCAUAAACAUAUAUCCGAGGCAAUGGUCGAACCGGAUCGACUCAUUGGAAGGUACAUCCCCAAUCUGAUCGCCAAGCCCUUCGAGCUCUCGAAGGAGUAUAUUCAGGGUAUCAUGCAGUUGACUAAAAGUCCUGUUUUGGAAGGAGUUCUCCAGAAGAACAUAGAGCAUUGUUUGACCGAAACGAGUCUUCGACGCUUCCAUAAUUGGUAG
Aspergillus niger is the source of this 6294-nucleotide messenger RNA. RefSeq lists its product as uncharacterized. The coding region runs from base 1 to 6294 and encodes 2097 amino acids. Gene Ontology annotation, biological process: long-chain fatty acid biosynthetic process. The transcript is spliced from 6 exons. Lineage: Eukaryota; Fungi; Ascomycota; Eurotiomycetes; Eurotiales; Aspergillaceae. Gene Ontology annotation, molecular function: [acyl-carrier-protein] S-malonyltransferase activity; enoyl-[acyl-carrier-protein] reductase (NADH) activity; fatty acid synthase activity. Gene Ontology annotation, cellular component: fatty acid synthase complex. The record is from RefSeq and is a predicted model, not a curated record.